AAGUAAGGUAGUUGUACGGAGGAAGUGGUACUUCGAAGACGUCAUAGAUUUUCCAUUUUCCUGCGCGAACUCUGCGCAGGAAGUAAAGUUUUCUCUGCUCAUUUCAUUCAUGGUUGUUGACGCUUUUCCGGUGCGUAAAGUCUCCCGAGUGUUUUUAAGCUUAAAAAUAAUCAUCAUAGUAUAAUAAUAACAAAUUUACCCAAAGUGAUACAACCCAAAACGACCGAAAAAAUAAACAAUGAAGAGGAUUUUUUUAUAACGAAGCCAGCUAUUCGUUUUGCGAUGUCCUAAGCCCGUGAGCAGAGCUAGAUACAGUAUUUUGGAAAAAUUACAAUAUGUUUAGUCCAGUGCAAAUAAAGCAGGAAUAUACAGGGGUGGAGGAUGCUAAUCAGAGUGGUAUUAACGGUGUCCCAGGUAGUUCUGAUUACACGGUGUUUACCAAUCAGGACGUCGAGUACAUGUAUCGCCAAUUGCCACAGUUCUGGGGUCAGGCUCAAUUGCAUCAGUCGCAGAUCCCUAUAGAUUUACCGUCAAAGGGGGAGGCCUUAGUCCGACCAGAUCUUCCGCAAAUGGGUCAGAGCAUGCCCCAGCUGGCAGUUUCUAGCUAUCUUCAACAGCACGCAAUGCCUUUCCAAGUUUCCUCACAUCCUCAAGAAUCGAGCAAUGAGACUCAAACAACUCAACAAAAUCAGCCAAACAUUACUCAACAACCCCAGCAAAGUCAGCUUUCUCAAAUAAGCCAACAGCAGACAAGUAUAAAUCCAUCGUUGCUAGGCAUUCCAUCCACGUCACCAGCCAAACAUAAUGGCCCUGGACGGCCACCAAAAUCUUCGGGUGGAACUGGAAGUCUUAAGAAAUUAAAAUGCCAGUGCGAAGUUUGUUUCAAAGAGUUUGGCCACAAGAGCAACUUGUUCAUCCACAUGAGAACUCAUAAUGGUGAAAGACCUUACAAGUGUACUCAAUGUGAAAAAUGUUUCACACAUAGCGGUAAUCUAGCUAUUCACAUGAGAACACACUCUGGCGAAAGACCAUAUGCGUGCCAAAUAUGUGGAAAAAUGUUUAGUCAUAGCGGUAAUUUGUCCACGCACUUACGCACACAUUCCGGUGUGAAACCAUAUAAGUGCAGCGUAUGUGCUAAGGAAUUCAGACACAGCGGGAAUCUAUCCAUACACGAAAGGAUACAUUCAGGGAUAAAACCAUUUCAAUGCAAAGUUUGCGGCAAAGAGUUUUAUCACAGUGGUAAUUUAACUACUCAUAUGAAGAAGCAUCCUGGAUUAUUAAACAUAAACACGGAACAGUGUGAGAAUAGUAGUGAUAUAAUAGUGAGUUCUGUACGCAAUGUGAGCAAUAGCAAUGCGGUCAAAAGUGAGUGUAGCGAUGAAGCUUCCUUAGAUGACCCAUCCAUUUUGAGAUCUCCUCCAAGUUAAUAAUUUCAACAAUGAUAUUCCAUCCAAACUCUAAAAAAUAUCCAAAGCAUUUACUGUGUGAACAUUGUUCACUUUACAAUUUUGUAAAACUAAACUUAUUAUUGCACAAUAUUCUCCGAUUAAAUGUUGAUCAUGAAAAUGACCAUAGUAAUUGUUCUAUAAACUUUAGUAUAAUCUUAUUGGUAUCGAUGAAUCUUACAAAGCUCAGUCUCUUAUCCCGGAAACGAGUUGCUUGAGAUAUUCACAAUAUAAACUUUGAUAAUGGGUGAACGACAGUUUAUACAGUACAGAUCACAUUCUGCCUAAAUAAGCUUCAGAAUUUAAUUGCACGCAGUUAUUCGUUUUUAUUGGAAAACAUAUUCAGUAACAUGUCUCUGUUAUCCCAACUCACUCACUUCGCGCAUUUAGAUUUUGUGGUUUUGAUAUCUUGUAAACGUGUUACUGAAACGAGCAACCUUUAUUAUCAUGAGCUUGGCGAAAUGUUCCACACCAUGGAUGAACGAAGAUUAUGAUGAUCUUUAAGUUCUUAUGGUUUCAAAACCAUACCCAAUGUACGAGAAAAAAAAAUACCAAAACUGAUUGGUAACCAAGAAUCCGAAAAAGACGCGAGAAAAACAAAUUUCUGAACUCAUUCAUACGCAAUUUGAAUGAUGAAAACAAGGACUUGGGUUGAUUGUUGACAUAAGUAUGCAGAUUAUCUGUUAUAAAUUAACAAGGAUAAUCGUAAUUGCAUGACGAGCCCGAUUCUCAAUGUAUAACUAGGUAGUAGUACUGCCAGUACAUACUUUAUACAAUGUCACUUAUAUUUGAGGGCACAGUUAAACGAGCAUCCUGCUGAUAGAAUUUCAAGAAAACUGAGUACCCCUUAAUUUUAUGUUUACUCCAAGCUAAUUAAAUGCUACUCUGCUAAAUUUUGAGCUGCAAGAUAAAUCCUAGUUUAACUGCAGGCCAGCAACAAAGGGUUCAUUAAAAAUCGAACUACAUCAUGAUUAUGAGUUUAUUUCAGGCUAAUUGAAAUACCCAAAUGAAAUUCUCAGCUCCAAGAAAUUGAAAAAGUUCGAAACCGAAUGUCGGUGGCUUAACUCUCAGUAUAAACACUGGACUUUGAAGAGACAGUACAAAUGUCAAUUUCAAUUUUUUCAUCAGUGGAGACAGAACAGGUUUUGGUUCAUCCUCCUGAAAAAUCGUAUGUCACAGAAGAGAAGCUGGGUGAUAGUAUACUCUCUCCUGCUCUCAGGCCUCUUUCUUUCUCCAUUCUUAGAAAUUGAAAAUUUGACAUGGUAGCAUUAAUUAACUUGAAAUGAGCCUAAAAUUGUGGUUACUAGCUUAAGAAAGGUACAUCUGAGAUGGAUGUAAAAAACGGUCAAAUUUGGAACAGUGAAAAAACAUGCAUUCAGUGUAAAUAUGCGAUCAAUAAUUUCAGGUUGUGCUGAAAAAAAUCUCAAUUUUAAUGGUUUUGACGAAUUAUCGUAAAAAAAAAAAAAAAAAAAAAAAAAACGAAAAAAGAAAAAAAAACGAGAAAAAACAGGUAGUGAAUAAAACAAAACGAUAUAAAAAUGAUAAACUUAUAAGUGAAAAUAUAAUUAUUUAAAUGGAAUUCUUAUUCUUCAGAUAGAUUAAAUCAGUGCUAUGGUGAGUGCAAUAUUUACUAAUACACGAACACCGUGGAGAAACGAAUAGCAUUAUGAAAUCACUAGAACAUUACGAAGGUAAUGUAAUAUUUUUGUUUGCCCUCUCAGACUUUGGCCCUUUGAAUACUCAAUUCAAGGUGAACCGUACAAAUGGAAAAUAAUCACGGUUCCUUGUUAAAAAGGCUCUUCUGUUGAGGAGCUGUACUGUUGUGCAACGAUUGUGUGUCUCAUGUUAAAAAGCUUGCUAAAUACGUUUGACAAAAAUUUAUUUACAUGCUACUUUCGUGUAAAAAUUUAAAAAAUAGUUUCUUUAGUAGGUGCAACAAUACAGGUUGCAUAUUUUGCAAUUUGUAUGUCAGUACCUGGUGUUCGAAGGGUACGUGGGGUGAAGGAUGUAUAAUAUUUAUUCCACAUUUAAGACUUUUGUCUAGAUAUAGUUGAUAGCUUACCUCAUAUCUUGAAUGACAGAAACAGCAAACUAGAGAUGCAGCAUAUAAACUCCAAGUGGUCCACUUUUGAUAAUACUACUACAAUAAUUUUCAUUGAUAUAUUAAUCAAGAAUCUUUGUGAGCAACAGAUUGUUAAUGGUGGGAUUAAAAAUUGCCAUAUGUAAUUACAUGAUAUAAUUUUCAAAACAUCCGUCCAAUGAACUCUCCAGUUCCACACAUCUCACCUGCAUUUCAUAUGCUGAAAUAUUUCGUAUAAUUAUUUUCCAAUUGCAGAUUAUUCAUGAGUAGUCGAAAGUCACUGCUGUUACUGAUGUUGAUAAUAAGCUGUUGAUAAUUACUCUCCGAGUAUUACCAUAAAUGAAUUUGCAUGUAUCAGUUGGAGCAACUAUUGAAGUGAAUACCAAUUCUAGCAUUAAAUUCAGAACACACUUGAUCAUACUUUUUAAUGAAAUGUGCAUAACGAAUGAUUCUUAAUGUAUAUGAAUACAAAUUAGAAUGAACAGAAUGAUACAACCUUGUGCUUCCAUUGUCUGCUUACCUGAAAUUCAUCCAGGAAAUACAUGUCAUUUGAGAUGUGAAGUACUUUGGUUUAGCUGUGUAAAAUUACAAUGUAACUCUUAUUGGUAUUAUUAUAAAUAAAUUGAUAAAUUUAUAUUGUAAUCAUUAAUCAACUUGAUAUAUUUUUUUUCAUUAAUUGUAACUACAUCGAUAUUAAUGUAAUUCAAGAAUUUAAUUAUUCUGAUUUUUCAUCUAGUGAAAUUUCUUUAGAAUAAAAGUUGUUGUGAAAAUAAUAAUGUCAGAAUACUAUUCUUCCACCAGAAAUUAAACCUUGUCUAUAUUCGACAACUGAGAACAAAGAUUUGUUUGUAAAUUUUGAUGAUCCUUCGAGUGAUCCGUUGUAAGUAUCAUGUUAGUAUAGCUUAUAAUCAUGCUGGUUCACGGACUUAGAUUUCCUGUGGAAGCGGGUUGUAAGCAGUUCAAAUGUCAAAGCAUGAACUAGUAAAGCUGACUUAUAAAUAACGCUUUCAUGUUCUUCAAGCAAGGUCCAGUAGUGGAACAAAGCAUUGUAUUCAAAUACCGAUAAUAUUUUGUCGUAUUAACCAAGUUCAUGCAUUUACUCAUUUUCUACAGAUCUUUGAGAGUCUUAUACAUAUUCUGAACAAUAAAUAAAGCACAUAACCGUAGCAAAUCUAAAAUCCAUGGUAAUAUGCAAUGUAACUUACGUGUAAUUUUUCACCAUAGUAUGGAAAUGCUAUUGAUAUCUAAUUGAUUUCUGAUUUUUCAUUGACAUUCGGUGCCCAUAAAAGAAACAAUAGGUAUCUUCUGAGUCCAGUUUGAGUCAGGGAAACAAUGUAACAUGUACGUAUGUACUUAUUUUAAUAUCCAAGUAAAUCACGCAUACCGUACAGCUCAAUGGAUCCAGAUAAGCAAGUCUUAUCCCUAAUCUAUUAUUUAUGUAUAUACUGUUAUUUGUUAAUUAGAUACAUAAAUAUUAAAACACUGAUGUGUACUAUUUGUUGUAACGAAUGGAUGGAAAUAAUUAUUUCACUGUUCUAGGAAUGGUGACUUUGCAGUAAGUAGUUAGUACAUACAAUUGAAGAUUGUAAAAUACCUAUGAUUUUAAGAAAAGUUUGUUUUCAUGUCAUUCUAUGACUGUGAACAAAUUUUAUCAUCAUGUGGACUGCUGCCCAUUAUUUCCUUGAACAAGAAAUUAUAUGCUGCUACUUGUAAUGCAAAUUAGUCCUAAUAACAUUUACUGUGAAUAGAAAUAAUCUUAGCAGUGUA
Athalia rosae (coleseed sawfly) is the source of this 5292-nucleotide messenger RNA. RefSeq names its product zinc finger protein 572. The record is from RefSeq and is a predicted model, not a curated record. Bases 336 to 1427 code for a protein of 363 amino acids. Gene Ontology annotation, cellular component: nucleus. The transcript has 4 exons. Lineage: Eukaryota; Metazoa; Arthropoda; Insecta; Hymenoptera; Athaliidae.